AUGCGACCAUUGCCCUGCCGCAUCACCACGCAGCUGAGCCCUCGGAACCCGGCUGCUCUUCUCAAGCCUACUGCUGCUUUUCUCACCUCGCGCUCGCACUCGCCCAUCCGCAACUUCGGCUCCCAUCAUUACAACCGCCCCAAAAUGGCCUCCACAGAUGAUGACCAAGCCGCGGCCGACUACGCCGCCGCGCUCGCCCGCCUCGCGCAGUUGCAGUCCAACCGCGCCGUCACGAGCCUCUUCGACAAGGCGCCAGCCCCGCCCGCCGGAACUGGAACUGGAUCUGGAACUGGAACUGGGACCGGCUCGGACACAGACAAACCGGCGGCACCGGCGGCGGCGGACCUCAACGCGCUCGCCAUCCCCGAAAUGCUCGCCUGGCUGCGCCGCGCAGGCUACAGCGGCUCGUCGCUCGCCGACGCGGGCGUGCGGUGCGUGCACGUCGCGGGGACCAAGGGCAAGGGCAGCGUCAGCGCGCUGAUCGCGGCCAUCCUGGCGCAGUACGGAACGGCCAGGACCGGGGCUGGGACCGGGGCCGGGGCCGGCACUGAGGCCGGGGAUGUCCAAGCACGAGGUGUUUCUGUCGGCCCCGUCGGCCUGUACACCUCCCCCCACGUGCUCUCGCCGCGCGAGCGCAUCGUCCUCGACGGCGAGCCGCUCGCGCCCGCCCGGUUCGCGCGGUAUGUGGAGGAGCUGUGGGCGCGGUUCACGCGCGCCGCGCGGGACGAGGCGGCGGCGGCGGCAGCGCGGCGGGGCGGUCCCCUUGGGGCCGGUAGUAGCAACGGUGAUGAUGCUGGUGGUGGUGGUGGUGAGGCUGCCGGCGGCCUGGGCAGCCUGAGCGAGGCGGAGCUCGCGGAGCUGGACGGCCCGGCGACGAAGCCGUUCUACUUCCGGUUCCUGACGAUCCUGGCGCUGCACGUGUUCCUGGCGGAGGGGGCGCGCAGCGCGGUGGUCGAGUGCGGCAUCGGCGGCGAGUACGACGCGACCAGCGCGCUGCUGCUGCCGCCUUCCGACGGCGGCGACGGGGCGGUCUCCGCCGCCGUCGUCACGCAGCUCGGCCUCGACCACGUCGGCAUGCUGGGCGACACGGUCGAGAAGAUCGCGUGGCACAAGAGCGGCGUGUUCAAGCCCGGCGUCAAGGCGUUCACGCGGCGGCUGCCGGCGGCGCAGGCCGGCGUGAUGGAGGUGCUGCGCGCGCGGGCGAGGGAGAAGGGCGCCACGCUGGUGGAGGUGCGCGACGAGGACGUCGAGGCGUGGGGCGGCGUCGAGGGCGCCCGGCUGCAGGGGCCGUUCCAGAAGCACAACAUGGCGCUGGCGGUGCAUGCCGCGAGAGAGCACCUGCUGAGGAUCGGGGUCCGGUUCGAGGGCAGGUUUGGGACGGACGAGUGGUCGCUGAGCGACAUCCCGCCCGAGUUCGUGCGGGGGCUGAAAGAGGCUUCUCUGCGCGGGCGUUGCGAGGUCUUCGAGGACGCCGACGGCGUCAUGUGGCAUCUGGACGGGGCACACACGGACGACAGCCUGGCCGGCGUCGGGCGGUGGUUUGCAGGCCGGACGAGGGGCGACAGCGUGCGCGUGCUGCUGUUCAACCAGCAGGAGAGGGACCCGGGCCCCUUGCUUGGGGCGCUGUUUGCUGGCGCUCAGGCUCAGCAGGACACGGACGGCCAACCCGUGUUUACGCACGCCAUAUUUACGCGGAACGAAGAGCAGAAACCGGCCGACGGCGAGGAACGCGACCUGUCUGCCCAGACCAAAGCCGCAGCGGCUGUGCGGGAUUUGGGCACGACUACGCAAGUGACGGUGCGGGAUGCCGUCCAGACUGCAGUCAACGAGGUCAGAGCCAUCGCAGCGCAGGCGAGGAAGGAUGGGAAGUCCUGCCAGGUCCUCGUCACAGGGAGCUUCCACCUCGUGGGCCCAGUGCUGAAGACGAUCAGCAAUGUUGAGUGCUAG
Messenger RNA from Thermothielavioides terrestris NRRL 8126, 1947 nucleotides. RefSeq lists its product as uncharacterized. The transcript has a single exon. Lineage: Eukaryota; Fungi; Ascomycota; Sordariomycetes; Sordariales; Chaetomiaceae. Bases 1 to 1947 code for a protein of 648 amino acids. Gene Ontology annotation, molecular function: ATP binding; tetrahydrofolylpolyglutamate synthase activity. The record is from RefSeq and is a predicted model, not a curated record. Gene Ontology annotation, cellular component: cytosol; cytoplasm; mitochondrion. Gene Ontology annotation, biological process: tetrahydrofolylpolyglutamate biosynthetic process.